AUGAAGCUUCUCUCAUCAUUUGCAUGCCUUCUAGGUACGGCAGCUGCCGCGGUCGACAUUCUGUUGCCGCUUUAUAUCUACCCUAUCAACGAUGUACAGAAGCCUUACGAUGGCACUGUAGACUGGCAAGCAGCUAUUGCUGCCAUCGACGCCCACCCGGACUUGACCUUCAACGUCAUCAUCAAUCCCAACAGCGGCCCUCCCUUUGCCUUUGAGGACGGCAUCAAGAUUGACUGGGCGCAGUGGAUUGGCCAAAUCAACAACCGUCCCAACACUGUGACCUUGGGCUACAUCUCGACCCUCGGUACAGUACAAGCCCAGCCCCAAGAUAUCGCCGUCGUCAAGCAGGGGGUCGAUACCUACGCCGCAUGGGAUAAAACCAACGGCUGGGACGGCAACUCUUGGGAUAUUCACAUGGACGGUAUCUUCUUCGAUGAGGUCAACACCGCUCCCGCCCAGCUUCAGUACUACACUGAUAUUACCAACUAUGCCAAGUCUGCUACUGGCGUGGUGGUCUUGAACCCGGGUGUCGCCGUCAACCCCGCCAGCUCCUCGCUCUACACCGUGGCCGAUGCAAUCCUGUCGCUGGAGACAUGCUACACGGCCGAUCCCGAUGCGCCGCAAGACCGGUGUCCGAGAAAUACAUACACGCCAUUCACGCCCGCGUCGUUAAGCACACUACCGACGGAUGCGGCACAGAGAGCCAAGUCUGCUGUCCUGGUGCACGACUUUUAUGACGAUUGGCAGCCUUACCAACCCGCUCCUGUGGCGACUCUCCAGGCAGAUAUCAAUGCUAUUGUUGCACAGGGUGUGCACAGCUUGUAUAUCACGCAGUGGGGAUAUAAUGAGAGCUUCACACGGGAGCCGGCCAGUGUUAAGACUGUCUCAAAUCUGCUGGCUCUAGCUCAGGGUUUAGGAUCUGGCGUGCCCCUGUGA
Molecule: messenger RNA, 936 nt
Organism: Colletotrichum fioriniae
Lineage: Eukaryota; Fungi; Ascomycota; Sordariomycetes; Glomerellales; Glomerellaceae
Source: RefSeq, a predicted model, not a curated record